Penaeus chinensis is the source of this 1582-nucleotide messenger RNA. RefSeq lists its product as uncharacterized. NCBI's taxonomy places the organism in Eukaryota, Metazoa, Arthropoda, Malacostraca, Decapoda, Penaeidae. The record is from RefSeq and is a predicted model, not a curated record. The transcript is spliced from 6 exons. Bases 65 to 1582 code for a protein of 505 amino acids.
GCUGACAAGAGGCUCUCAGUCAUCGGUGAGCCUCUGAUGUAGAAUCAAGUUUCUCCUCUGCAAUAUGAAGGCCAGGGGGAGGCUCCUGUUCGGCCUCGUUGCCUUAGCAUCUUCGUUUCAGAUUCAAGACGACUGCCUUGUGAAAGAGCACAUCGAGGACAGUGAUGUGAUGUUUGACACCCUGGAAUUCCUUAGCCUCGUUGAAGAAAAUUCUCCUGCUGUAGAUGUUUUACUGACCUGCCAGAAUGCCGGCCCGAUUUACCUGCUCAGUAUUGGCCUAGAACAUUUUUUAUUGAAGAAAUCGGGUCAGGAGAAGCCAGUACAAGAGGAGUCUUGGGAUCAGUUAACAAAGACAGCAGGGUGGAGAAGGUUCAAGCUUGGUUUGGCAAAUAAAACGAUGACUCUGGAAUGCGACAGCAAGCCGUUGUUGCAAAAGGCCUUCAAACUUGGUUGCACUGUUGGCGGGAUCAAAAUCACCAAAGGAAGAUUUACACGGAAGUGUUCUCCUGGCACACCUACUUGGGUGGUUGAGAACGACUCGGAAUUAGAGCUUCCCUUAGUCCAGAUGGAGAAAGGCGUUCGAGAAAGCUUUACAUUAUUUUCCCUGGAGCCUUUCACUCCCUCCUUCAGCAUGAAAGGGGCAAAGGUCAAUCUAGGAUUUCGCGGCGACUCGUUGGUGACAAGCGGCGACAUGAAACCGCUUCCGGCCGGGCCACACGAUGUCUCGUUCCAGAUCUUCUCUGAGGGAAACAGAACGAACCUCAAGGUGACGAAGGAUGGACAUAUUGUACAAGAAACGGCCCUCGAAGAUUCUCCGAAGUGCAUGGAAGUGUCGGGCGACAAGAAGUUUGUGCUGGUGCAGAAACUUGGUCAGACUGUCCCACGCAAUGAACACUGCAACGGCCCAGGUGAACACUGCAACGGACCAGGAAGUAUCGAGAAGCGAUUGAAUGUUCUUUGGUAUUUCUAUAUUCGUCGUCCUAUGUUAGCUGAUAUCCAAAUGGAGCCGGAUCUGCAGGAAACAAAAGUUAGAAUAUCUAUUGAAAAGCGUACUAAGUGUACUAGUCGAAUUACGAGACAUUUGAACCCAAAUGCCAAUGCUCCAAGAGGGAUACCUUCUACUUUCAUAAAACUCUUUGAACAAUAUAGGGUUAAGCCGGCAGUGAACAAUGAAUUGUGGUGCCUGGCGGGAGUCCUGGCAGUGGUGUCGACUUCGUUCGUGGCUCAUCUAGUCUUCCAUUACUGCUACUCGCGAAUUUGCAAGAAGGAUGGCUCAGAGAGACAAAUUGUUUCAACUAAGAAUACUGAGCAAAAACCAUCUCACCGUCAGUCUUCCAUUCCUGAAGGAACUUCUUGUCCUGCAUACCUCGAACCUGUGUCUGUACCCGUGGCGCAAUUUCGGGGAGGAGCCAUAACCAGCAGCCGUACCCUUGGCCGCAGGAGCGUCAUGAGGGUACCUUGCAGCAUAGAGCACCUGUACGAGGAGGUCGAUGAGACGCGACUGACAGCCAUUGACCGAUCUCUCACUGCGGAACACAUGGAGUCCGACUGGUCUUCCUCAGGCACUGCCGGCAGUCAGUAA